ACAGUAUCGACCGGAAAAUCACAAAGAGUUCUUGAAUUUUGUUCAGCAACGUGCCGAGGAGGUUAAUGUUCGAGAAUUUGCUGUUCAGGACGCAAAUAGCGCAGCUCUUUAUUUGGCGAACAUGGAUCAGAUUCGGGCAUUCCGUCAUCGUCACUGGAACUUCACUAAGGAAUACAUAAUCAAAAACACUGUACAUCCAGUCGCCACUGGAGGUUCGCCUAUUGUUACCUGGCUUCCAAAUCAACUUUCCACUAUCAUAGAGCAGAUAGCACGCAUUGGUCAAGCCAUCAAAUAUUCGCGAUUGAAUUUAGAGAAUAAAAUUCUUGUUGAUGAGAUUGUAAGGAAAGCCGAAACUCAGCGUCGAGUUCUGAGGCGUGAAGUGGGAAUCCUGAAAGAAAUGUUUGGCGCAGAAAGUCAGGAUCGUGUGGUUGUUUAA
Molecule: messenger RNA, 436 nt
Organism: Acaulospora colombiana
Lineage: Eukaryota; Fungi; Glomeromycota; Glomeromycetes; Diversisporales; Acaulosporaceae
Source: the annotation of a GenBank genome assembly